AUGAAUGUCAACUCAUCAUGUUUUGGUUUAUUUGUCGAUAUCAAUGAUACUCUUUAUUGUUCAAUGUCUAGUCGUAAUCAAGUAGUGAAAAGUUUACUGAAUGCUCGUGUGAUGGCUCCAUAUCGUGUUGCCGCUGGAACAGGUACUUUCGGAUUAGCCUCGAAUCAACUCGCACGCCCUCGUGGAAUCUUUGUCGACGUGAAUUUGGAUUUAUAUGUCGCAGAUUGUCUAAAUAAUCGAGUUCAGUUGUUUCAGUCAGGAGAAUCAAACGGCAUCACAGUAGCUGGAAGUACAUCGGUAAAUCCAACAAUUGUACUUAAGUGUCCAAAUGGAGUUAUAUUAGAUGCUGAGAAAUAUUUAUUCAUUGUGGAUCAAGGCAAUAAUCGUAUUGUUGGUUCAGGCUCGAAUGGUUUCCGAUGUUUAGUUGGAUGCUAUGGAGAGGGUUCACAAUCCAAUCAAUUGAUAUUUCCAUUUAGUUUUAGUUUCGAUCAUUCUGGAAACAUGCUUGUUACUGAUCAUGGAAAUCAUCGAAUUCAAAAAUUUUUAUUGAUGAAAGAUUCUUUUGGUAAGUUGAAGAAAAAUUAA
Messenger RNA from Adineta steineri, 585 nucleotides. The record is from the annotation of a GenBank genome assembly. NCBI's taxonomy places the organism in Eukaryota, Metazoa, Rotifera, Eurotatoria, Adinetida, Adinetidae.